Messenger RNA from Adineta steineri, 1932 nucleotides. The record is from the annotation of a GenBank genome assembly. NCBI's taxonomy places the organism in Eukaryota, Metazoa, Rotifera, Eurotatoria, Adinetida, Adinetidae.
AUGAUGAAGGAGGAGACGUAUUCAAUUGCUAAUCUUUAUAUCGACGAACGAUAUCUAGAUGAACUUUGUCAAUAUGUACAACAAAGUUCUAUCAUUCAAUUGAAAACUCUAUUAGAUACAUUGACUGAUCCAUAUGAAUAUUUGACUAUUAUUAUUCGAUAUGAUCAAAACCAGUUAAAUUUAUUGAUGCUUGCGUGUCUUCAAGGUAAUAACAAGAUCGUUGAAUUUCUUUUAAAUUAUGGUUAUGCAAAGGAUCAGCUGGAACAACAAGGCGAUAUUAUUUUUAAUAAUGGACAACGAAUACAAGGUGCCAAUGCUCUUUAUUGUGCAUGUUUUCAAGGUCAUUUUUACAUUGCACAAAUAUUAAUUGAACUUGAUCAAGCAAGUGUCAAUAAAGGUACAGAUGAUCAUCUUUCGUAUCCAUUAUUGUUACAAGCGACAAUUAAAAAUCGUUUGGAUAUUGUUCGUUUUCUUCUUGAGAAUCAAUAUUCAGAUGUUAAUAAAACUCGAUCAUUUGAUAGUAAACAACGUACCGCUUUGAUAUGCGCAGCCUAUUCCAAUCAUUCUGCCAUUGUUGAAUACUUGCUUAAUCAUGGAGCUGAUGUUUAUUCCAUUAGUUCAAGUGUGAGUUUAUCUGAUACAGCAUUGAACUGUGCAGUACUGAAUCAAUCAUUGGAAGUAUUUUGUCUGCUUUGGAAGGCAGAUGCUGCUCCAAAGUCCAUGGAAACACCAUAUAAACACUUGUUAACAUUAGUAGUGAAACAUCAUUCUUACAAUAUUAUGAAUUUCCUCUUAGAACAAUCGUUUUGUACACCAGAUGAUCUUGAAUGGUCUAUUGUUUCCGAACUUUCCAAUCUCUCUCGACUUGAGACAAUCCAGACGCUUUCACCAUUUCUAGAAAUUUCUCUAAAACAACGACAAUCAAUGGGAUUACCAAAACUAACACAACCACCAAAAUCGAUCUAUGAUCAUUAUCAAGAAUGUCAAACAGUCGAUGAACUUAAGGCAAUUGUGAAUGAUCACGAACGAAUCAUUAUCGAAUUCUUAUUGAUUCAAGAACGUCUUUAUUCAACUAGACAACGUCAGAUUUUCACUAAUGGAUUAAAAGAUUAUAUUCAACGAUUGGCAUCAGCAGGAAAACUAGAACAAACAUUCGAUGUCUGUUUAUAUUUUAUUGAAAUAGAUCAAGGCGCAUCGAGUAUAUUUUUAUUAGUUUGGAUUUUAUGUCGAAUGAUGUCCAGUCAACAAAAAGUAUCGGUUAAUCGUUUUUUACAAACUGCUUCUUUCGCACUUCAACCAUGUUACAAUCAAUCUCGGGAGACAGAUGUGAAUAAUGCAUUGUUUUUAGUGAUUAUUGCUAGUAAAAUUCUAGAACAACACGAUAUUAGUAUAGUAGAAAGACAAUCUAUUUAUCGAUGGAUCAAUAAUCUCUGUCGACUGCGACCAACAACUGAGACUGGUGAAACAUUGCUACAUCUAUGUGUCAAUCAAAGAACAUCGAAUAAUCUUACUUUUCGUUCAUCUGAAACAACACCUCAUAUUCAAUUUCCUAAUCGAUCUGCUUUGCAAUUACUUCUAAUAUAUGGAAGGAAUUCGUUAGAUAUUAAUGCUCGAACUCGAUACGGUAAUACACCGCUUCAUAUUGUUUGUCAAAACACACCCGAUCCGACGAUCAUCGAAAUUCUAAACAAUGCUGAAUGUCAUAUUGACUGUGUUAAUAAUCAAAAUAAAACUCCAUUAGAUUAUUUGACAAAUCCACAGAUUAUUCGGAUUCUUCAGCCAACUCCGAGGCCAACUGCAUUGAAAUGUCUAUGUGCUCGUUUAAUUGGCGAAACAUAUACAAACAUUGAUACUUUUCAAUUAUUGAAUUCUUCUCUACAGAAAUUUAUUGGAUUGCAUUCGCGCUCUUCAAAUAACUGCUUUUCUUGGUGA